AUGGAUUUAGAUGCGAUUUACAGAUCUAAUUUGAAGCAAAAAGCUCGUUUGAGAUGGGACAUUGAUGGCAAUGAGAACUCUAAGUUUUUUCAUGGUAUUGUUAACAAUAAUAAGCGGAAAAAUCGAAUUAAUGAGCUGAAUUUGGAUGGUGAUUGGGUUUCAGAGCCCGGACCUUCUAUAUCUCAUCUUAUGUAUGUUGAUGACGUGACAUUUAUUGGCGGCUGGUCGGAGAUAAAUUUUGUGAAUCUGAAUAGAUUACCUCGUUACUUUUUUAUUGCUUCAGUUUUGAAGGUGAAUCUUCACAAAAGAAAGGUGUAUGUGGGGAUGAAUAUGAAACUUGCCAAAAAUUGGAAUCUAGUAAUGGAGAAGUUUAAGAAGAGGUUAUCAAAUUGGAAGGCGAAAGCGUUGUCUUUUGGUGGUCGUCUCACUCAUGUGAAUUCGGUCUUAUAUAGAUUGCCUCUGUACUAUUUUUCUAUCUUUAGAGCUCCAAGGAAGAUCAUUCUUAUGCUUGAUGGUAUUAGAAAGAGGUUUCUUUGGGGCAAUGAUGGUGAAAAGAGAAAAAUAAAUUUGGUUUCUUGGGAUUUGGUGACUAAACCUAAGAGAGAGGGAGGUCUUGGUGUGGAUUCUCUCGAGUCGGCUAAUUUGGCUCUUCUUGCCAAAUGGUGGUAG
Lactuca sativa (garden lettuce) is the source of this 669-nucleotide messenger RNA. RefSeq lists its product as uncharacterized. NCBI's taxonomy places the organism in Eukaryota, Viridiplantae, Streptophyta, Magnoliopsida, Asterales, Asteraceae. The record is from RefSeq and is a predicted model, not a curated record.